AUGAAAUUUAAUAGUAAAAAUUCAUUAUUGUGUAUUGGAAGUGAUAAAAAAAUAAAGAUUUAUGCUUUUCACAAAGGAUUACUAUAUAAGAUUGGUGAAUUAUAUCACAGCAAUUAAGAAUUGACAUAUUUAAACUGCAAUAAAGACAAAAUUUUAAUAUCAGGUUGUAAUCAAAUGAUUAAAAUAAGAUCUUUUAUUGGUAUAAACAAUUCAAAAGUUUAAAGGAAAAUUUAAGUAGAUUAAAACAGUUUUAGUUUUUUUGCAAUAAGUGAAAAAAAUAAUUUAUUAGUUGCUGGACUUUAAAAAUAUAUUUAUUUUUGGGAAGAAAAUGGUUGAUGUGUAUAAAAAUUAGAUUUAUAACUAAUUGAUGGAUUUGAUUGGGUUUACAGUUUAAGUUUUAAUGAGUCUUAAAAUAAAAUAAUUUCUUACAAUGGAGACCAUAACAUAAAUAUAAUUUAAUAACAAAAUAAUUAAAAAUUUUAAUGGAAAAUUGUUUAAGUAAUUCAUAUGGAUAACUUUGGAUCCUAAGCAAUCUUUUUUGGUGAUGAUUCUUUUGUUAUUCACCCUUCGAUUAGCAGAACUAUGUUUUUUUAUAAAUUUAAUUAAUAAAAUGAUUAAUUUGAGAAGGUUACUAUUGUAAUUCUUUUAUUUCAUAAUAUAUAAAGUAGAAGAAAUUGAUUAUAAAAAAAGAUAAAAAUGA
Molecule: messenger RNA, 700 nt
Organism: Paramecium pentaurelia
Lineage: Eukaryota; Ciliophora; Oligohymenophorea; Peniculida; Parameciidae
Source: the annotation of a GenBank genome assembly